Molecule: messenger RNA, 411 nt
Organism: Symbiodinium sp. CCMP2456
Lineage: Eukaryota; Dinophyceae; Suessiales; Symbiodiniaceae
Source: the annotation of a GenBank genome assembly
AUGACAGCCCCUCGCUCCUGUCAGGUCCCAGAGAAAGGCUUCGACGAUGCAGAGAUCUCAGUGGAGAAGUUUGUGCCAAAGAUUAGCGCUCUCCAGAACCAGGCGGAGUUGCUCCGAAGCGGGGAGCUGCGACAAGUGAUCGAAACCAUGAGGUCCCUCAGAAAGUCCGAACUUGGCGCUGUCUUCAGCGAGGUUGACACCUUGCUGGCUGCGCUGGUGGAUGCCAUCGAAGGUCUUCGAGAUUCGGCUCUCACCGUUCGAAAGACGGAGCUCAGGGAGCACUUCGAUGGAGCAGACGGCAAGAUGGAGCGCCAGAUCGAAUCCGACCCCCGUCAGCAACGCACGGAGGGUGUGGAGACAAUGAUGGAGGUGCACGUCGUCGGGCUGAGCCACCACAGCGCGCCGGUUGAG